Messenger RNA from Opisthorchis viverrini, 639 nucleotides. RefSeq lists its product as hypothetical. The coding region runs from base 1 to 639 and encodes 212 amino acids. Lineage: Eukaryota; Metazoa; Platyhelminthes; Trematoda; Opisthorchiida; Opisthorchiidae. The transcript has a single exon. The record is from RefSeq and is a predicted model, not a curated record.
AUGAAAGCUCAAACACACGAUCUCCCAAACGACUACACUCAGCCUCCAUUGAUGACACCACGUAUCGGACGUCACACAAUGCAGCCUCGCGAUCUCGAACCAACCGCGUCAACACAUCAAUCUGUCGCGCGCGGGACCGCAACUCAACACUCAAUUCCGCUUGUGUCCGCAACAAUGACGAAUCCGAUCCAUCAACCUCAGCAACUGCAACAAAACCUCUACUCAACACUCAAUUCCGCUUGUGUCCGCAACAAUGACGAAUCCGAUCCAUCAACCUCAGCAACUGCACCGGACAAAACCUCUGGCGGCACAUCAAACGAAGGUGUCAAACACACAGGACAUGGAGGAGGCGGAGGCAGUAGGUCAAUGCGGUCUGACGACAAGCUCAACUCCGAUCGAUCCGAUGGACCAACACCAACAUCAACUCGUUCAGCAGCACCAACAUCGGCGUCAGACACUGAAUCCCCAAUCAAGUGCGCCGACACCACACCCGAAACAUCACCUCGUCCAAACAUCUCACUCGAACCAACUCCGACAUCACACAUCGAGGCGCCCACAUACUCAAUCCAACCGUCCGAAACCGCCAAACCAACAUCGGCCGGAACAGAUGCGCUGGUAGGACCAAUGCUCACACUCUGA